AUGAGGUUAACAUCGCCAAGAAGCGGUCUCUUGACCGCAGCACUCCUCGCCCUCUUCGAGACAGCAAAAGGCCACUCCUGGCCAGAAUCGACCCGUCGUAUCGCUACUAACGGUACCUUCAUCGGCGAGGAGGGCUUCGACAGAGCUCAUAUUGAUCGGGAGAACCCCAGAGAGCAAUUCGAUUACCUCCUUCCCCCAAAUGGCUUAUCGACGGGAAAGCUCAUCAUGCACGACCACCCCAUCGUCAGGAAAAGCCAAGGCCCACUCGGCAGCUCAAGCUAUUCUGAAAAGUUUCCUAUGCUCAAGGUCGCUCCUGGUGACUUUGUCUCCAUCUUUUACCUCGAGAACGGCCACGUCACCAGAGCUGAUGGCGCCAACCCCAACAAGCCUAUCAACCGCGGCACUAUCUACCUCUAUGGCACAUACGAGAACGAUCUUUCCAAAACAACCCUGACCGAUGUCCUCCACACCUGGACCGCCGAUGGCAAAGGUGGUAACGGAAAGGGCCGUCUUCUCGCCACCCGCAACUACGACGACGGCCAGUGCCACGAGCCUAUUCCAGCUACUGGCGACCCGGAAGGCAUUUCCAGGUACCGCAAGGACGAAAUCACCCAGUCCGAGGCCCUGAGAUGCCAGUCCGACCUUCAAAUCCCCCUCGACGCCAAGCCGGGCGAUGUUCUCACCGUGCUCUGGAUCUGGGACUGGCCCGACAUGAACAAGCCCGGCGCUGCCGUCCCCCCAGCUAGCUUCCACGCCAAUUCUUCCGACUUUGGAGAGUACUUUGUCACCGUUCCCGAGAUCUACACCGGCGUCGUCGACUACAAAAUUGUCGACCCCUGCGACGACUCCUUGGGUGCGGUCAAAGGGCCCACCUGCAGUAAGGGCGGCAAGUCCUCCUCCCCCUUUAGCGGUAUCCUCAACAGCAAGAAGCGUUUCCGCAACAGGGUCAAGUUUGACUCGAAGCAGCCGGCCGAGUUCCGUGGUAUCCAGAGGCAGAUGGUCCAGCCGUUUAUGGUGAAGGUACCCCAGGCUGGGUUCGGCGGUAGCAACAGGUCCUCGGCAAAGUUCUUUCCUGGCACACGAGAGGGGAGGGUGAGUGUCGACAAGGCGAAUAUUCCACUUGCGGGGCUGAUCGGGAAGGAGACUAAGCCGCCGGUGCCGUUUUCGAUGGAGAUUUUGGACGGGCAGAGGAGGUAUCUUGAGGAGGAGGCGGUGCCUGAGGGUGAUGAUGAUGAUGAGGAGGAGGAGGAGGAGAAUGACGGACCGGCGCCGCCGACCUCUACUGUGGCUCCCACUCAGACCCAGACAACACCGACUUCUUCCCCGACGGUACCAACACCUACGGAUGGAGCUGAUUCUUCUUCUAUCGCGCCAAAGCCUACGGAGGGUAUUGAGACUAUUGCUCCCAGCCCAUCAAGCAGUCUUGAAACUAGCACCACAUCACCAAAACCAACAGAUGGUGCUGGUUCCAAUCCAGGCAGGGAAGACGGCGUUUUUUACGUCACCGUGACUAUACCCACGAGCUUCGUGACAGUGACAGUUCCCAAGACGGCGACUGCCUCCACCGCCACCGCCACAGCCAGUUAG
Podospora anserina S mat+ is the source of this 1587-nucleotide messenger RNA. RefSeq lists its product as uncharacterized. NCBI's taxonomy places the organism in Eukaryota, Fungi, Ascomycota, Sordariomycetes, Sordariales, Podosporaceae. Bases 1 to 1587 code for a protein of 528 amino acids. The transcript has a single exon. The record is from RefSeq and is a predicted model, not a curated record.